UUAUAGAGGGACUGCGGCAGGCAUUCGGACACUGGGGGGAACUGACCUGGUGUCACUGACAUCCCCAGUGACACCAAUACAGUGAUCAGUGCUAAAAAAAAAAGCACUGAUACUGUACUAAUGGCACUGGGCAGGAAAGGGUUAACAUGAGGGGCGACCAAAGGGUUAACUGUGUGCUGUGUGCUGUUUUACUAUGUGCUGUGUCCUUGUACUUCACUGUAAGCACACUGCUUUUCAUGGCUGUGCUGUGCACAGCCAUCCAAAGCAGUGUGCACGAGCUGACAAGGAGGAGAACUGUUUUGUUUACAAACAUGACCCCUUCCCGGAAAUGCAAAAUC
Staurois parvus is the source of this 338-nucleotide messenger RNA. NCBI's taxonomy places the organism in Eukaryota, Metazoa, Chordata, Amphibia, Anura, Ranidae. The record is from the annotation of a GenBank genome assembly.